UAGUAGUACUAUUUUCUCUCUCUCUCCCCCACAAUUGACUUUCCUUUCCCCCCCCCCACCAGCCAAAAAGAAUAAUUCUGAUUAUGAUUACUUACUCUAUGCUAAGCUAAGCUAAGCUGAGCUAACUAACCUAGUUUUAACUAAAUCGAAUCAUCAGCUUACCCAAAUCAUUAUAAGAAGUUGACUAAACCCCAAAUUCUAACUAUCCCAUCGUAGCCAGCACCUUCUAUAUCAUUCGCACUGCCCUCAGACAAAUUAUAAAAGGCCGUUCACAGGAACCCCAUGAAACUCCUCGUUUCGUUUUUCAUCGCUAUCAUUGCUAUUGUCUUGACUUGCAAUACAUCUACAUCUACAUCUACUUUCUUCUACCAGUUUACUAGAUUCUUUACUACUACAUCUACCAACACCACCACCGCCACAUCAACCAACACAAAUCCAUCCAACAUGUCCGUCCCCCGCGCCAUCCGCCAAGCCUUCCUCGCCAUCGAACAAGCCGAAGGCGCCGGCGCGCGCGUCCGCCGCUCCAUCGGCACACGCAACCUGCGCAACUUCAGCCCCUUCCUGAUGCUGGACCACUUCACGAUCGGCAAGGGCGCCGGAUUCCCCGACCACCCACACCGCGGGCAGGAAACCAUCACGUACCUCCUCUCGGGCGGCGUGGACCACGAAGACUUCGCCGGAAACCGGGGCACGAUCGGCCCCGGAGACCUGCAAUUCAUGACCGCCGGCCGGGGAAUAAUGCACGCGGAGAUGCCGCACGAGAAUCCCGAUGGGAGUCCCAACGUGGGCAUGCAGCUGUGGGUGGAUCUGCCCAAGGAAUUGAAGAUGUGCGAGCCGCGGUACCGUGAUCUGCGGGCGUCAGAGAUCCCCAUUGCGAAGGCGGAUGAUGGGCGCGUCACGGUGAAGGUCAUCUCGGGCCAGUCGCAUGGAGUGGAUUCCGUAAGGGAUCUGGCGUAUACGCCUGUUUGGUUGUUGGAUAUGACGGUGAAGCCGGGCGGUCGGGUCAAGCAGGUGUUGCCGGUUGGGUGGAAUGCGUUUGCGUAUACCUUGGCUGGGAAGACGAUUUUCGGGUCCGGUGGGGAAACGAAGACAAUCAAGGAGUUUCAUAAUGUGGUGUUUGAGCAGCAGGGUGAUUAUGUGGAGGCGUCGGUGCCGGAGAAUGCGGAUGAGGAAGGAAGGUUCAUUUUGGUGGCGGGUCAGCCGUUGGAUCAGAAGGUCGUGCAGUAUGGUCCGUUUGUGCUGAACAGUGAGCAGGAGGUGUAUCAGGCUAUGGUGGACUUUCAGACGGCGUCGAAUGGGUUUGAGAAGGCCAGGAAUUGGGAAAGUGAGAUUGGGAAGCGCAUGGCUUAUUAGAUUGUUAUAUUUGUUUGUUUGGAACUGCUAGAUGAGAUUUGUAUUGUGUAUUGGCGUUUGGUUUGAGUUUUUUUUUUUUUUU
Molecule: messenger RNA, 1435 nt
Organism: Aspergillus eucalypticola CBS 122712
Lineage: Eukaryota; Fungi; Ascomycota; Eurotiomycetes; Eurotiales; Aspergillaceae
Product: pirin family protein
Exons: 1
Coding region: 283-1353 (356 amino acids)
Source: RefSeq, a predicted model, not a curated record